Messenger RNA from Rhinocladiella mackenziei CBS 650.93, 1578 nucleotides. RefSeq lists its product as uncharacterized. Gene Ontology annotation, molecular function: zinc ion binding; DNA-binding transcription factor activity, RNA polymerase II-specific. Bases 1 to 1578 code for a protein of 525 amino acids. NCBI's taxonomy places the organism in Eukaryota, Fungi, Ascomycota, Eurotiomycetes, Chaetothyriales, Herpotrichiellaceae. The transcript has a single exon. Gene Ontology annotation, biological process: regulation of DNA-templated transcription. The record is from RefSeq and is a predicted model, not a curated record.
AUGCAAGUAGGUGACUCUACGCUUUCGUUAUGCUAUUAUAUCCUUACAUUGAUUCAAUCGCCCAGGAUAAGGCGUGUGAAAUGCGACGAAACUAAACCUCAUUGCCGCAAAUGUACAGAAUUGGGGCGGAAAUGCGAAGGCCCUGUUGCAAAUCAAAUUCGAUUUGUUCGAGAACAACCCGCCAGGCCGAAGGCCCCGACAUUGCAGACUGAGCUUUCUCUUCUUGCGCCGCAACAUCCAGAUGAUGAAAGACACGCUUUCGAUUACUUCACACAUCGCGCCGCACCCAUAUUUGCCGGGGCCAUUGAUGCUUCUUUCUGGAUCGACUUAGUCCCGCGACUCGCCCAGUCGAGUUCGUGCGUAUGGAAUACCGUUGUCUCGAUCAGUUGGCUGUUCGAACACGUGCCAUACCAGUCUUUGGUGACCACUUUUGAGUACAGAAAUCCGAUGACCUCGAUAACUCCCCAUCAUGGACGUGCUCUGAAGUGGUACAGCCGAGCAAUUGCCGAUCUUCGACAACGUAUCGAGCAAGGCCAAAUGGACACCGCCAACGCCCUUCUCAGCUGCGUUCUCUUUGCCAGUGUUGAAUUUCAACAGAGAAACAUAGGGAAUGCCUUGAUUCUAAUGAAGAGCGGCUAUAGAAUACUUGCUCAAAGUCUCUCAACAGCUGCAACGAAGCGCGCUUCAUCAACCACUUUGGCCAUUCACGAAGUGGUGACUCCUCUUUUCUCCCGUCAUGCUGUCCUCAUGGCUACCCUGGGGACUCCAAUACCACCGGGAUGGAGCUAUCAUGCAGAAAACAUUCUCGAGCCAUCCAUCCUGUCCUCUCUAGCGGUGCUCGAUAAUGUCCGGACGCAACUCUAUAAUUUAAUGUACCAAUCAUAUGAAAUUAUCAGAGUAGCGAUCUUGUUGUCUCACGAUGACUACGAAAUGGAGAAAAUACAGCCGCAAAAGAAUUCGUUGCUGCAAGAACUGCACCAAUGGAGAACCUCUUUCAUGGAACGAUGGGGUGGCGACAAGAGAAUGGAGAUUGCCUGGGUGUCUUCAAAUCUUCUUAUGUACUGGGGUGUCUCCUACAUUUGGCUGGCGACCUGCACGAGUCGUUUUCAGACGGCGUUCGAUGAACAUAUUGAACGGUUUGCGGAGAUCAUCUUUCAUGCCCAAAAAGCUCUCUACUACAGUGCCGAAUCCGCCACUGGCCAACCGGUCCUUUCCUUCGAGAUUGGCGUGAUGCCGCCUCUUUACUUUUCUGCGACAAAAUGUCGCGAUCCGCUCUUACGACGGAAGGCUUUACAUCUCAUGCGACAAGCUCCGGCCGGCGAAAGUCUCUGGGCAUCAGUCGCCCCGACAAGCGUCAUUGAGAAAGUCAUUUCCAUCGAAGAAGGUCAUGACUUCACCUACCGUUCAGAAUCACCUUCAUCCCUCGAGUCUGUCUCACGGAAUCUACCACCAGAAAAGCAACGGAUCCAUCAUGUAGCCGUGAUAAGAAAGGAGCUGAUCGGAGGCAGCCAACGUCUAGCUGCUCAACUAACAAAAAUGUCUCUGUGGGCCCUAUGGUUCAAGGGUGAUGUAUCAUGA